AUGGCGGCUGUAUUGCUGAGGCGGAGGUCGGCGGCGACCCGGCUGGAUGAAGGCAGUUACGGCGCUCGACAGGGGUGGCGGGCAACGGCAUCCGACGGCGACUGUGGCGUCGCUGGCACAGAAGAUGAGACGGACUCCGCAAUUGGUGCUCUCGAGUCAGAAGAAACUGUCAAGGAAAUCCUUGUGAAGGUCGUCUCGGAAUUAGAUGAAAGAGUCAAUACACUGAUGCCGCCUGAAAAUAAAUAUUUAAAUGGAGCGGUUUUGAUGCUGCCGCCGCCGGCGAUUCAAGCCGAACCCGAUCUGCACGGGAAAAACAUUGUUUCUGGUAUCUCGGAAAUAUGUAGCUUUAGAGAGAGCUUUCCAAGUAAUACCAAUGGAGGAGCAAUCGCUAGGGGGGCAGCGGCGGUGGAGAAUAGGCAGACGGCGAUGCAGAUGAGGAAAGUGGCUGCCGUGAGGUGGCGGCGGGAGGGGUGGAGGUUGAUGUCUCCGAUGAGCCGGGGAGAUGGGAAGAGUGAGAUGGUGUGUACUAGAGAACCUCGAAACGACGUCGUGCCAGAGGAAGAAGCCGAAUCGCUUGAGAACCCUAUUGUCUCCUUAGAAUGCUUUAUUUUCUUGUGA
Molecule: messenger RNA, 618 nt
Organism: Striga asiatica
Lineage: Eukaryota; Viridiplantae; Streptophyta; Magnoliopsida; Lamiales; Orobanchaceae
Source: the annotation of a GenBank genome assembly